Messenger RNA from Tremella mesenterica DSM 1558, 471 nucleotides. RefSeq lists its product as uncharacterized. Bases 1 to 471 code for a protein of 156 amino acids. Gene Ontology annotation, cellular component: Golgi apparatus; endoplasmic reticulum; endoplasmic reticulum-Golgi intermediate compartment. Lineage: Eukaryota; Fungi; Basidiomycota; Tremellomycetes; Tremellales; Tremellaceae. The record is from RefSeq and is a predicted model, not a curated record. Gene Ontology annotation, biological process: UDP-N-acetylglucosamine biosynthetic process. The transcript is spliced from 5 exons. Gene Ontology annotation, molecular function: monosaccharide binding; glucosamine 6-phosphate N-acetyltransferase activity.
AUGUCCAACCUCGAGCUACUCUUCGAUCCAUCCUUGAUCCCCUCUUCCUCACGCAGCACCCUUGAUGACGACCUCUUCCUUAGACCGCUGGCCUCCACGGACAAUGCAAGAGGGCAUAUCGAACUCCUCACGGUUCUCACUUCUGCUCCUGCCCUAUCGCAACAAACCUACGCUUCCACUUUCCAGGAACUCAAAGCUGCCCUCAACACAUACUUUGUCAUUGUCAUCGUUCAACGGUCCACCGACAAGAUUGUCGGGUGUGGAUCGCUCGUCGUCGAACGGAAAUUCCUUCGUAACGCAGGUCUUGUCGGUCAUAUCGAAGACAUUGCCGUGUCCAAAAGUAUGCAAGGACGUAAGCUCGGAUUGAAGAUCAUUAACACCCUCGAAGAUAUCGGUAAAGGUGUAGGAUGUUACAAGAUCAUCUUGGACUGCAGUCAAAGUAACAUACCUUUCUAUGAAAAGUGCGGGUGA